CGGAGUUCGGACAGUUUAUGUGCAAACGUUGUGUCCGGAGAACACCACAGAGAUUCCCACCCCCCCAUUCAAUAACACGCUCCUACGGCGCUGUACUGUCCUUUUUGUUUUGUCUCUCCCUCUUCCCGUUUCCCAUCCAUCGAUUGAACGAUGAGGUGUGCGUGGCGGCGGACGGUGGUGCUGUUGCUGACGUGCGCCGCCGCGCUCCCUCCGCCCUGCGCUCCGGAUUCGAGCGAUUUCCUGUGUUUGACCCGUUUCAGCGCCGCCCUGGAGGACCCGCUCCACACGCUCCGGAACUGGACGGAAGCCACCUUCUCCGACCCCUGCGACGGCUUCACCUCGUACCUCCAAGGCGCCACCUGCAACAAUGGCCGCGUCUACAAGCUCUCCCUCUCCCAUCUCUCCCUCGCCGGCUCCAUCUCCCCUUACCUCUCCAAUUGCACCAAUCUCCAAGCCCUCGACCUCUCCUCCAACUCCCUCUCCGGCCCAAUCCCGCCGGAGCUCGGAUUCCUCGUCAACCUCGCCGUCCUCAACCUCUCCGACAACCUCCUCUCCGCCUCCAUCCCGCCGCAGCUCGCCCUCUCCGCUUACCUCAACGUCAUCGAUCUCCACCGCAACCGCCUCUCCGGGCCCCUCCCGCCCGAAUUCGGCCUCCUGGCGAGGCUGACGGCGUUCGACGUCUCCGACAACCGGAUCUCCGGCCCAAUCCCGGCGUCUCUGGCCCGAUUCAAUGCCAGCUCGUUCGAGGGGAACAAGGGCCUCUUCGGGUACCCUUUGCCGCCCAAGAGCAGCGGCGGUCUGUCGGUGUUAGCCAUCGUCGGGAUCGGAUUGGGGAGCGGCGUUGUGAGCUUGGUGCUGAGCUUCACCGCCGUGUGCGUGUGGCUGAGAGUGACGGAUCAGAACCGGGAAGUCAAUAAAAUCAGUCACCCCAUGCCGGACUAUUAAUUAACAAAUUAAAGCAAGCACUUUUUCUUCUAAUUACUUCCUUUUUAUUAUUAAUAUUUGGUGCUUCGAUCAAUUCUUCUUGAGCUUAUCAUUUCAAUUUCUUGAUGAAGAUGAGAUCAAUAGUGUGAAUGUAGCAUUUUUAUUUUUUGGGGGGUUUUGUUUUAUGGCAUCACAAUUGCUCUCAAUAGUGUGAAUGUAGCACUCAUGGCAUCCU
Molecule: messenger RNA, 1159 nt
Organism: Cuscuta campestris
Lineage: Eukaryota; Viridiplantae; Streptophyta; Magnoliopsida; Solanales; Convolvulaceae
Source: the annotation of a GenBank genome assembly